This is a messenger RNA of Cavia porcellus (domestic guinea pig), 4830 nucleotides long. RefSeq names its product UBX domain protein 2B (gene Ubxn2b). NCBI's taxonomy places the organism in Eukaryota, Metazoa, Chordata, Mammalia, Rodentia, Caviidae. The record is from RefSeq and is a predicted model, not a curated record. Gene Ontology annotation, biological process: Golgi organization; proteasome-mediated ubiquitin-dependent protein catabolic process; membrane fusion. Bases 74 to 1069 code for a protein of 331 amino acids. The transcript is spliced from 8 exons. Gene Ontology annotation, molecular function: ubiquitin binding. Gene Ontology annotation, cellular component: cytosol; nucleus.
CGCUGUUGCUAGGAAACCAGUCCCGGAAGUCGUGGGAAGCGCGCCCCCGGUGGGCGCCGCAAGGUGGCGGAAGAUGGCGGAGGGCGGCGGCGCCGAAAGGGGUGAAGCUGAGAGGAAGUCUUCCAGGCCGGGGCCCCCGAGCGCGCGGGAUUUACAGCUGGCCUUGGCAGAGUUCUAUGAAGAUGAAGCCCAGUGCAAAUCUUCCAAGUCGGAGAGACCUAAACCUGUGAUCUUUAAGAGCCCACGAACACCACCCCAACGAUUUUAUUCAGGUGAGCAUGAAUACAGUGGAUUACGUAUCGUUCGACCUUCAACUGGGAAAAUUGUGAAUGAACUUUUCAAAGAAGCAAAGGAACAUGGGGCCAUCCCUCUGAAUGAAGCCACGAGGUCUUCAGGUGAUGACAAAUCAAAGUCAUUUACAGGUGGAGGAUAUAGACUGGGCAAUUCCUUUUAUAAACGGUCUGAAUAUAUAUAUGGAGAAAGUCAGCUGCAAGAUGUUCAGAUCUUGCUUAAGCUGUGGAGCAAUGGUUUCAGUUUAGAUGAUGGAGAAUUGAGACCUUACAGUGACCCAACAAACGCUCAAUUUUUGGAGUCUGUUAAGAGAGGAGAGAUUCCCUUGGAGCUCCAGCGACUGGUUCAUGGUGGCCAAGUGAACUUGGACAUGGAGGAUCAUCAGGAUCAAGAAUACAUAAAACCGAGACUGAGGUUCAAGGCUUUCAGUGGAGAAGGGCAAAAACUGGGAAGCCUCACUCCUGAAAUUGUUAGCACGCCUUCCUCCCCAGAAGAGGAAGACAAAUCCAUAUUUAACGCAGUUGUUCUUGUGGAUGAUUCGGUGCCAACUACAAAAGUUCAGAUCAGGUUAGCAGACGGGAGCCGUUUGAUCCAGAGAUUUAAUAGCACACACAGGAUCCUGGAUGUCCGGGACUUUAUUGUAAGGUCCCGGCCUGAAUUUGCAAAUCUUAACUUUACUCUUGUGACGUCAUUUCCAAAUAAGGAGCUAACAGAUGAAAGCUUAACACUACAAGAAGCAGAUAUUCUUAACACUGUGAUACUGCAGCAACUAAAAUAAUAUCACUCCUAUCCACGCAGUUGCCGAUAGGAGUAACUAAUGGGCCAUAUUAAUAAGGAGAAUACUGUACUUCCAGCAUAAGAAACUCAAUAUUAUUUUUGUUAAUUGUACAGAUAAAUUUUGGUUUUAUUGAUAUUGUAUCAUCCAGGCUUACAAUAUAGAUGAACUUGGCUUGGUAUGAUCUCAAGAUAAAUAUGUUUGAACUUUUAGUCACAGGGCUGACUUAUAUUGAUAGUUUAUAAAUAUCUAAGCAAAACAGUUUGUUACAUGCUAAGUAUUAAUGUAACAGCGUUCGUUGCAGAGUAAAUGAACAAAACCCCUUUUUGUUAAAUCCAUUUGAUAAAAUUUGCACUAAAAUUUCCUGAUGCAGUAAUGACCAGCAGCCAGUAAGAAUUUCUUUGUCAAGUAAGUUGAAAAUUUUUGUAAUAUUUACUGAAAUCUAUAUUCUAUAUAUUAUGAAAUCAUUUGGUCAUAUUAUAAUUAUUUCAUCCGUUAAGGAUUUAAAUGCCCUUUUUACUUACCCAUUUCGCUGUAUUAGUAGUAUCACAGUACAUUUGUCUUACAUUUAUUUUACAGAAUUAUAACCAUCAUAAACUAGGAUCAGAUGAUUUAUAUAGAUCAGCAGUUCUCAUGAAGGUGUAUAGUCAGCAAUGCUUUAAAGUCAAGUAACUACAGGCCCUCUCAGAGUCUGCCUUGGUCUCAUUCAUUCAUUCAACACUUUUCUAGGAUAUCCUUUACAUAUGCUAAACACGGUUCCAGUCAACCCUAGUUUACUCUGUUCUGGAACAAAGCUAUUGUAGAAAUACAGGAAGGUAAAUUCAGUUAGACUAAAUCUAAAGAAUUACUGGCAUAAGUGUUUGUAUUUCUGCUGAAACCAAGGAUUUCUCCAGUGUGGUACACUACGUCAGGAAUUAAGCUGCAGAAUUCCCGUUCCCAGACCCCUCUUCCUUUUUGGCCACCUUUUCUGCUUUGUUUACAGAGUUGUAGUUUAAAAUAGCAUAGACUUAUUUUCUUAAAAUUCUAUAGGAUGAAAGCCCAGUGUGGGUCUCACUAUGCCAAACUCCGGUAUGAACAGGGCUGCAUUCUUUUUAAGAGGUUCUAGAGAACCAUUUCCUGAUAAUCCAGCUUUUGGGGACUACCCUGAUUCCUUGGCAUUUUGUCCCUUCUUUCAUUUUAAUAACAUCAUGGCAUUGCGUCUCUGACCCUUCUGUGACCACAUCUCCUUGGUAACACCCAGGAAAAAAUCUUUGCUUAUAAGUACUUACACGAUUACAUUAGACCUGCCAGAUACCUAACGGUUAGCACCUCAUUUUAAGGGACAUUAGUAAUCUUAAUCACACCUGCAAAUUGGUUAGCAGGGGUUUUUUUGUUGUUGUUGUUGUUUAAUUCACUUGAAGGAUCCGUGUUCACAGGUUUGGGAAUUAGGAUAUGACCUUGGGCAGAGGGCAUUAGUAUGCUGACCUACCCCAGUCCACCCCUCUCUUAAAAGAGUCACAUUUAUCCUAGAUAAAGUCAUCCCAUCCAGAGGUGCUCAGAAGUCUGAACCUGUAACAGCAUCAACUCAGAGUACAAAAUUUGACUUGAAUUUCUCCACUCAGAAGUCCUAAAUCUCACCGUUCAAAUCAUCUCCUUUAGAGGCUUUGGGUAUGAAUCCCCAGGCGUGGCCUCUCACCACCCAUGAACCUGGAACUUAAACUGUGGCCUCCCUGUAUAAUUGCGUACAGCUGUAGGGUAGGUGACAGACGUUCCUGUUCCAAGAGCAGGAGAUGGGGUGAAAAGCGAGCCAGCCAGUCGCAUCACUAGGCUGCAGGGCCUGGGGAGAAUUUGCAGCUCACAGGCCUUUUCUCCACAGAAGUGCGCAUUUGCAGCCAAAUAAUUUUAUCAGCUUGUUUCUUCCGCUCAGAUCGUGCUCUAUGCCUUUCUUCGAUUAUAAUAUGUCAGAAACUUGAGGGUCUCCUGUGUAUGUGACCAGGGUUUACUCUGUGGAACAGGAGCUUUCUCCUCACAUCUUUCCCACUCUGCUUCUGGAUUUUUCUGACAUAGCUGAGGUGUGUGAGUCACACGCUUACUCUCUUUACAGACUGAAUACUCAGGCCUUUUGAUCUUUCUGAGACACUAGCAAAAGAUGGGGCUGGGGAUUUAGCUCAGCGGCAUAAGCACCUGCCUUGCAAGCAGGGAGUCGUGAGUUCGAUCCCCGGUACCGAUAAAAAGGAAAAAGAACAAAAAAAAAAAAAAAAAAAGAUGGUAGAGUCACGCCGGCUCUCCCUCCACGCAGGCCUCCCUGCUGUGAACUUCUGCUUAUAGUGUCUUGUGCCCUCUGGGUAGGCUGAGAAUUUCCUGAGUCUUUAGAUCCUGGCUUCUUCAUAUUUAUGAGUUCUUCCUUCAGUGUAUCACUCUAGAAAGAAGAGAGCGGGUCAGAUCUUACUGUUUCCUUGAAAGUUUCAGCUAAAUAGCCGUUUAUUGUUUCUAAGCUCCUGCUUCCCAUGUAACUACAGUAUCCAGUUCCGCUGGCCUUGUCACUGUGUGGCGAGGUGUCUUCUGGCUUCCCAGUAGUGUUUUACUCAUUUUCCUGGAGCCCUCAGUGACAGCACCUUCACCAUCUUCUAAGAGGGUGUGGGUGAGCUUUUGGGGAAUCUCCCUGCAGGUUUAGGUGUUCUCUGCCGGCCUCCCCACUUCCUCAUGCCCUCCCUAGCACUAACUUAAUUUUUACUAACGAUCUGUUUAAGGGACUCUGGGUUCGAUCGUGCUCCUCAAAAUUGUUCAGCCUCUGCCACCCCUCAAUCCGAAAACCACUUUGCCUUUUGGACACUUGUAACCAACACCCACCGUCCGACACCUAGAAGAGCCUCCCCUGCUGCUCACUGCCCGGUGACCUGAGCGGACCCUGUUCCUGGGUACUGGUUACUCAGCUUCACACUCUUUCUAGCUGUCUGAACACCAGGGUGCUAUCGCAGCUGCCACGGGCCAAAGUGUGGGUCUCCCUCCCGCGGAGAGUUUUCCUCAGUGCCAUAUAGAAGAGUCUUCCUAAGUCUUCCUGGACAAUAGGAAGCCUGCUGCUUUCUGUUUACUAAAGAGAAAUUGGGUAAUAACAGCCCAGUUCACAAAGAUUAGCAGAAUAAAGUACCAUUUAAAUAGAACAAACUGUUAUCCUGUGGAAAUGACUUGCUGGAGGAGGUGAAUGUCUUUUCCCCUCCAGCACAGGGUCUUGCUGUGUUGUCAGACAGGACUCAGACGACUGGGAUUAAGCAAUCCUCUUGCCUCAGUCUUCCCAGGUAUCUGGGAUUAUAGGUGUGUACCGCUGUGCUCACAAAAAUGAGCAUCUGUAAAUACAAGGGCAUUGCCCUGUUUUGGGUUAACAAAACAGGAAAAAGUUACUUGGAAAAUUAACUUUUUAAAUUAUUUUCUUGUUUCUUUUUAUCAGUUCAGUGAGUACCUAUGGAGGCAUACACGAAAACCACUGCCAUUUUUUGUAUAUAGCGGUCUUCCAAAAUUUAGAUUUAUUUACUAAUGUAAAUAAGAGUUAAGCUUCCAGAAAGAUGAACAGUAUGUUCCUAUGUGUUGCAUAGUGUUUGCAUCAUUGAAAGUCAUUUUCUUGAAUGAUUUUUACUACUGAAGUUACUGUAAAAUUCAUAAUUAUCUCAAAAAGGUCAUAAAACUGAGCAGUUAGACAAACGUGAAGGAAAUUGUUUUGCAUGAUGUGUGUAAUCAAAACUUUGAAGUGUCUGGUCACCAAUAAAGUAUGUUUUCACUGAUACUGAAAA